UUUUUCCAAAUCAUGACCUAUCAUCAAUUUGUAAAGAGCAGUGCAUGAAUUUUUCAAUCUUUCAAUCUUCAUUCUUCACCUUCAUUUAAACUGUUACCGUCUGUCGUUUCUGUCGAUUUUAGUUUUGUCUGUGAGUUUUGGAGUUAUUUGACAUUCGUUUAUUUUGUUGUCAUGUGUUAUCGGGAGUGAAAGGACUUUGUUGUACAUUAUUUAUUCAAUAAAAACACACGGAUUUUCUGUAUUCAGAAUGACUGUCGUGUAAAGAACUAAUAGUGGAAGAUUUUAGAAUCUCGUUUUUGUUUAAGACGUUCAUUUUAUUAAGUUAGUAAUCAUGGUGCAGGAAUAUGUGUCUCCUGUCAGGGUGCACAAGUAUCCGUUCGAAAUGGUGAUGGCCGCGUACGAGAGGCGGUUCCCGCACUGCCCGCAGAUCCCCGUUGUGAUUGACUGCAGCAUCACGGAUGACAGCUGGAGCGCAGAUGACUCGCAGCGGUACACCACGCGCCGUUGCCAGCUCAACGUCGACGCACCAUAUUUACUUAAAAAGAUGAUCGGCGUUGACUACAUUUACUUCAUCCAGAAGAACCAUCUGGAUCUAAGGAACAGGGUUCUGGAGAUCGAGGCCACGAAUGAGACCUUCUCCGCUAGGAUCGGUGUGCUGGAGAAAUGCAGAUAUUACGUUCAUCCUGAAAAUCCAGAAUGGACCUGCUUUGAACAAAGUGCUCUUCUCGACGUCAAGAAUUUCUUCGGACUCGAGAACACUGUGGAAAAAAUUGCCAUGAAGCAGUACGCAUCUAAUAUUGCUAAAGGCAAAGAGCUGAUCGAGUCGUUCAUGCAAGAGGUGUUUGCGGACGGCGUGACGGAGCUGCAGCCGUGGGUGGCGGACCAGCCGGCGCAGAACCGCGAGCUGCGGCGCAUCGUGUCGCGCGGCGCCGAGCCCCUCUCCCCGCUGCCAGCACAGGACCUCUCGAAGCAUUCACAACCAGACCAGUAUACACUGGACAGCGAAUAUAUUAAACGGUACUUGGGCGAGCUGACGCCUAUGCAGGAGUCCCGCCUGCUGCAGCUGCGCAAGUGGAUCGCAGACCUGCAGAAGGGAAAGGUGCCUAGCGACACGACGUUGCUGCGGUUCCUACGCGCGCGCGACUUCAGCGUGGAGAAGGCGCGGGAGAUGCUGUCGCAGUCUCUGCUGUGGCGGAAGAAGCACCAAGUGGAUCGCCUGCUCUCAGAAUACGAGACGCCUGACGUCGUCAAGCAGUACUUCCCCGGCGGAUGGCAUCAUCACGACAAAGACGGUCGGCCGCUGUAUGUACUGCGUUUGGGUCAGAUGGACGUUAAAGGUCUGCUCAAGUCCAUUGGUGAGGAUGGACUACUAAAAUUGACGCUGCACGUGUGCGAGGAAGGUCUGCGGCAGCUGGAGGAGGCGACGCGGAAGUCUGAGCGCGCAGUGCACGCGUGGUGCCUGCUGGUGGACCUGGACGGGCUGAACAUGCGACACUUGUGGCGGCCAGGAGUGCGCGCGCUGCUGCGCAUCAUACAGGUCGUGGAGGCCAACUACCCGGAGACCAUGGGCCGCGUGCUCAUCGUGCGCGCGCCUCGCGUCUUCCCCAUACUCUGGACCAUCGUCAGCACCUUCAUCGACGAGAAUACCCGCAGCAAGUUCUUGUUCUACGGCGGCAAGGACUACCUGCAGGCGGGCGGUCUGCUCGACUACAUCCCCAAGGACCUCAUACCGGACUUCCUCGGCGGACCUUGCAAGAGUUUCGUGCACGAGGGCGGGCUGGUGCCCAAGUCGCUGUACGUUAGCGGCGCCUUCACUGAGCGCGAUGGUGACCCGCUCUGCGAGGACAGCAUAUAUCACUCCGUCAGCCUCGCUAAGGGACAGGUGCACGAGGUGGUGGUGCGCAACUGUGACCCGCACAGCGUGCUCACGUGGGACUUCGACGUGUUGCGGCACGACAUCGCCUUCACCGUGUUCCGCACCGCGCACGACCUGCCCGCGGCCACGCCCAGCGCUGAACACAACGCCACAGCUCUGUGCGCGGGCGGCGGCGCAGAGCCGCGCUCUCUGCUGCAGCAGCUGGAGGCGCGCGGGUGGCGCGAGGGCCAGCACUACCAGCGCGUCGAGCCCACCCUCGUCUGCCACGACGGAGAGAGCAUUCAGGGCUCUCACGUGAUGACGGAGUGCGGCAGCUACUUGCUGCAGUGGCGCUGCGAGCUGCUGGACAGCGCACACCGCGCCGCCCAGCUCAUGUACUUCCACGAGACCCUCGCCAGCCACCAGUACAAAGGAUCUAUGUCUAGCCUGCAGUCGGCUACCAGCGGGUUCUCGUGCCUGAGCGGCAAGUCUGCCGCCAGCUCGUGUCCCUCGCGGUGAUGCGCGCCUGGGCCCGCGGCCGCCCCGCCCACAUAGGGCCGCACCACGCCCCGCCCACAUAGGCCCGCACCAC
Molecule: messenger RNA, 2447 nt
Organism: Papilio machaon (common yellow swallowtail)
Lineage: Eukaryota; Metazoa; Arthropoda; Insecta; Lepidoptera; Papilionidae
Gene: retm
Product: protein real-time
Exons: 15
Coding region: 332-2374 (680 amino acids)
Cellular component (GO): cytoplasm
Source: RefSeq, a predicted model, not a curated record